AUGAGCAGCACCUAUGGAACCCUUAGAGAUACACAAGCGAUGAAUGAAGGACAAGAAAGUCUUCGAUUGCUGGACAAUGAUCCGCUGGAGGAUCCGGAAGUGUCACCUCACACUGCUCAGUUUCUAGCAACAGAAUUGGAGGAACAUGAGGAACAGCACCAUGUCCUAGAAGGAAUUUCGAAAGCGGAAGCAAUAUCGGCGUCCUGGUCGCGAAAAUCGCUCGUCAUUGCUUAUUCUGGACUGUAUUUGACGUCGUUCAUUGUUUCUUUGGAACAACAGACAACUUUCUCCUUGCAACGGUUUGCAACCAGCAAUUUUGCUGCGCAUUCGAAUUUGGCGACUAUCAACUUAUUUGGUAAUAUAUUUCUUGCCGUCGCAAAACCGCCUAUGGUAAAAGCCGGUGAUGUGUUUGGAAGAACAGAAGCAUUGUUCGGCGCUGUGACGCUGUACCUAAUCAGUUACAUACUGUUGGCGAUCUCACAAAACUUUAGCCAGUUUAUGGUUGCUUCUAUGCUUUACAUGUGCGGCCAGACGGGCCUCUUCAUCAUGAAUCAGUUGAUUAUUGCCGAUACCUCUUCCCUCAUCAACCGCGGGCUACUUUCAGCAUUGCCCGACUUACCUUAUUUAUUUACUGUUUGGCUGGGACCCGCAAUUGCCCAGGCGUUGCAUCCAGAGAAAAACAACGGAUGGCGAUGGGGUUAUGGAAUGUGGGCGUUUAUUCUUCCACUCGCGUCCUUUCCUCUGUUGCUGUCACUUUACACGAACCAGCAAUUGGACGGAACGGGCAUAAUCUUGUUCCUCCUUGGCUUCUGUCUUGUCCUUUAUCCAUUGUCACGUUUCGGUCUUUCUACUGGGGUAUUUGGUAUCAGCAAGCACGAUCUUAUUCUUAUGUCUCUUGGAGUUGCCGGUGUGCUUCUACUGUUUUGGUACGAGUGUGUGUAUGCGGAGUACCCGAUUUUUGCCCUGCGUUCCUUAAUACACCCUACCAUUAUGGGUUCGUGUUUCCUUCUAUUUUUCUCCUUUGUGUCAUUUUAUCUUUUUCAGAACUUUCUCACUUCCUACCUGCAAGUUUCAUUGUACUAUGAUGUCGAUCGUGCUGGAAUUGCCAGCAAUAUAUAUUCCUUCUCAAGCACGACAACGGGAAUUCUUUCCGGACUCGUCAUGAAACGUCUUGGUCGUUACCGUGCACUGCUGUUUACCGGUAUUCCUCUUUACGCACUUGGUGUGCUGCUCAUGUAUGCACAGGGGUUCUUCUCUCCAAUUGCUCCGUAUGCUAUCUUCAUUGGACUUUUUAUGGCUGGACUGGGCGGCGGACUGAUGGUGAUUAGUGCUCAAGUGGCCGUACAAUCUGUCUCCGAGCAUUGUACUCUUGGUGCCAACCUCGCUCUGUAUCUGACCUUUUCAUCAAUUGGUGGGGCUUUUGGUUCUGCCCUUGCCAAAGGCAUGUGGACAAAGAACCUGUCGAAUGGAUUGCUGACGCUUCUUAACCCGUACCUUUCAACAGAUGAAAUCGACAAAAUCUUCCACGAUCUUCGAGUCGCUCUUUCGUACGUUCCUGGAACUCAUAUUCGCGAACUCAUCAAUACGGCCUUUGCUCAGGCACAACGAUUGCUUACCGGGUGGGCGGUCGUCACUACAUUGCUUAUGUUCGUUUCUGCCUCCUUCAUACAAGACAAGUCUCUCAGCCAACCUUCCCCCGAACUGCAUCCCGAGACAGCUCUGUCGCACCACAGCAGUCGCUGA
Messenger RNA from Schizosaccharomyces japonicus yFS275, 1743 nucleotides. Its product is annotated as siderophore-iron transporter Str2. NCBI's taxonomy places the organism in Eukaryota, Fungi, Ascomycota, Schizosaccharomycetes, Schizosaccharomycetales, Schizosaccharomycetaceae. Gene Ontology annotation, biological process: transmembrane transport. The transcript is spliced from 3 exons. The record is from RefSeq and is a predicted model, not a curated record. Gene Ontology annotation, cellular component: membrane. The coding region runs from base 1 to 1743 and encodes 580 amino acids. Gene Ontology annotation, molecular function: transmembrane transporter activity.